ACGGCACUACGGGGACUCGCGGCGCGCGCUCAGUCGAUAACCACUCGCCGCCACGGACGCUAUACCACCAUAACGCGAGGCACCGGCGCACGCGCAAGCCUCUUAUCAGUGUCCACAGUAAACAAUACUACAUCAUAACGAAACACAACAUUACCAUCUACAAACAGUGUAAAAAAUUAAGAACACACACGCAGUGGAUCAGUGAAUUUCCCAGACCGAUACAAAGUGAGGAAAAUUGCGGAGAAAAGUCACGCAUCUUGAUGAGCAGCCAUUGAUUCAAGAUAGGGUUAACACAGGAGCCAAAGAUAUGCCAAAUGGAGUAUUCAAAGGUGGACGGGUGCAACAACAUCGCCAUACACGUCAUUCCACCCGAUGGAGAAGAAGAUGACGAGUUCUCUGCGCCGGCGCAGGAGGCGCCGCGGGUGCGCCUGCGCAGGAAGCUGAGCUCCCCGCUGAGCGCGCUGCCCGCCGACAACCUGCUCGCCAUCAACAACGUGCGCCGCUCGGCGGGGCGCUCUCUGUCGGCGCUGGAUCGCACGACGCGGCGCUUCAGCACGAUGGUGUCGUCGGCCGCCGCCGCCGCCGUGUCGCGCCGCCUCUCCGCCACCAUCGGCUGGUGCCUCGCCUCGCCCACGCAGGUCAAGCCGCACAUCGUGAGGCAGGGCCGCGCGCUCUGCCUCCAGUACAUCAAGUCGCAGAUACGACGCUCCACCAUUACUACUAAGAAACUGGUAAUGAAGCGUCUGCAGCGCAUGAUCGAGACGGAGUGCGGCGAGGACGCGGUGAGCAACGUGGAGUCGGGCGCGCUGGCGGCGCUGCGCAUGCUGUGCUGUGCGCUGGAGCGCAAGCGGCCGGACGCGUUCCGCCACGUGGCGCGCCAGGCCACGCGCGCGCCCGCCGCCAUGCUGCGCUCCGACACCGCGCUGGCCGAGCUGGCGCUGGCGCUCGCACGCCGGAUCACCAACGACAACAUCACCUGGUCUAAAAUGGCGGCAGUAUUCUGCGUGUGCGGCGCGCUGGCGCGGGAGGCCGCCGAGGCCGCCGGCGGGGAGCCCUCCACCGAGCUGGUGGCGGCGCCGGCGGCCGCGCUGGCCGACCUGCUGCACGAGGAGCCCGGCGGCUGGGUCGCCGCGCACGGCGGAUGGAACGGGCUGAUCGAGCGUCUGCGCGCGAGCGAGCGCGACCAACGCUCGGAGCGAACCCUGCGCGUCAUGAUCUCCGUGUUCGUGAUCAUCUGCCUCACGCUGCUGCUGCUGCGCUGGGUCAUCCACGCUCACCCCUCCUAUUACUGAAGACGCUAUUCUUACCGUGUAUUUUUAUACUUACUGGUAUUUAGGUUAAGUUUUACUGCAGCUAGUAUUUUUCUGUUUAAGCUAAGGAAGUAUUAUAAAUUAUAGUGUAUCUCAUUUGGGAAGGCAAUAACCUAGGUAUUAUAGUCUGGCAAGUUUCUUCCUAUAAUUCAUCAGCUUUUAAUAUACAGACAAAUAAAGAUAAUUGAGUUUAUUUAGUGAGGAAUAUCGACAGAGACAAAACACAUCGCACAUGACAAUCCGAACCGUCAUAUCUUGAAAAACGUAGUUUCGAGAUAUCGCGUUUUGAAAGUUUGGUGUCUCAUAAUU
This is a messenger RNA of Plutella xylostella (diamondback moth), 1619 nucleotides long. RefSeq lists its product as uncharacterized. The record is from RefSeq and is a predicted model, not a curated record. Gene Ontology annotation, cellular component: mitochondrial outer membrane. Lineage: Eukaryota; Metazoa; Arthropoda; Insecta; Lepidoptera; Plutellidae. Gene Ontology annotation, molecular function: BH domain binding. Gene Ontology annotation, biological process: extrinsic apoptotic signaling pathway in absence of ligand; regulation of apoptotic process; intrinsic apoptotic signaling pathway in response to DNA damage.